AUGCCGAAACUCUCUGCUCUUUUGCGUUGGAACUCGAUUACUCUGCAUUAUGUCUAUUUUAUUGUCACAUCUGCGAUCGGCAGUGUCAUAAUAUAUACGGCCACGAGGAUCCCGGGGUUUCAAUAUGCUGACGCGGCAUUUAUGAGUUUCAGUGCCAUGACUGGAACAGGAUUGACGGUCAUCGAUCUGUCUUUAAUGGAUACUGUACAACAAGCUACCCUAUUUGUCCUGUUCAUUCUAGGUCAUGCUAUCCCUAUCCUCAGUGUCCUCUCCUUUACACGAGCGUGGGUGCUUUGCUCCGUACUGAAAGAGAAACAAAACAAUGGAAUGGAGAAUAAAGGGAUUGAUAUCGCAGCCCUGGAUAUACUGGAGAUUCCAACGCCAGAAAAACAAGAACAUGCAUCAGAAAAAGUUAAAGCCUUGCCAGAAGUGAAAAUCGCCGUGCUGGAAGCACCGACCGACAUCUCGCCCGUCGAGCCAGGACCAUACAGGGCCGGUACCUGCAUUGUCGUCACCGACCUAACACAACUAGAGCCAGUCCAAAGCUUCGUUCCCAUCGAUGAAAAAGAUAAAGUCCAGAAUACGAAAAUACGCGUUUCACGCAUACUCGCCAGGUUCACAGCCAUGGCACAGCGCACAAAAGAACAUCUGAGCUGGGAAGCCCCGACCGACGACAUGGAUCCACAAGGAGUAGAGUGCAGAGCACUCGUAUUCCUCUCAAUCCUGAUAUUACUCUAUAUCAUUUCAUUUCUCUCAUUUGGAAUCCUAAGCCUCGGCCUCUGGUUACAAAUAUACAGCCCAGAACUAUCCCUUACUGAUGACAUUUCUCCGUUCUGGACGGGGGCCUUUCUCGCUACAUCAUCAUUCGCCUCUAAUGGCAUGUCUCUCAUCGAUACUAGCAUGAUUCCUUUCCAGAGAGAGGCUUUCCCGCUGCUUAUCUGUGGAGCUUUGAUUCUUGCUGGGAACACGCUAUUUCCUUGCUUGCUCAGAUUGUUUAUCUGGUCCACAAGGAAGUUACUUCCGAAUACCCCGACCUGGAGGACAUGGCGACAAGCUUUGGAUUUUGCUCUCGUCCAGUCUCAAAAUGUGUGCUCUUUUCUUUAUCCUACUUGGCAUACAUGGUUCUUGUUUGGUACAGUCUUGGUCUUCAAUGCUAUUAUGUGGGGAGCUUUUGAGCUUGCGUCAAUCCAGGAUAUGGAAAUCCGGGCUCUGCCUCCCAAAUAUCGAGUUUUGGAUGGCUUUUUCCAGUCUUUAGCCAUACGCGGUGGUGGUUUCUCCAUUGUAGAAUUCGACAAAUUACCCCAGGGACUGGUCAUGCUAUAUGGUGAGUCUCCACAAAAGUCCAAGAACAAGAACAUCGCUAAUACCUUAUAUAGCCAUUAUGAUGGUAAUAUCCACCUGAACCCCCCAAAAUAUAUUUCCGCCUUCCCGGUCUCAGCGGCGAUUGGAUCUACUCUAACACAUACCCGAAGCACAUCUCUUACAGAAAGACUUACAAACACGACCUACAUCGACAACUCAGACCUAAACCCUCUCCCGUCAACCAACCCACUGCCCUCCAGACUCGCACGCGGUCGGUUCCUAUACCAACAACUGCGCUCCCAAUUCAGCCACGACAUGUGGUGGCUCUCUUUCGCCAUCAUCCUAAUCACAAUCGCCGAAUCCGAUCACUACAAAUCUCACCCGGUGGAAUUUUCCACCUUCAACGUGAUUUUCGAGGUUAUAUCUGCUUACAGCAGUGUUGGUGCUAGCAUUGGAUAUCCCGGGAGCAAUUUUGCAUUUUGCGGUCAGUGGACUACGUUCAGUAAGCUUCUUUUGGUGGCUGUUUCGUUGAAAGGUCGUCUUCGGGGUGUAUCUAUUGUUAAUGCCAAGAUUGCAUCUUCAUCGAUCUUUGGGUCUUGCGAGAUGGCAAAAGAUUCAUCGUUUGAUGGGAGGUUGCAGAAGACGGAUUAUAUAGAGAUGAAUCGAAGAUCUUGUGUCUGA
Penicillium odoratum is the source of this 1983-nucleotide messenger RNA. RefSeq lists its product as uncharacterized. Gene Ontology annotation, molecular function: high-affinity potassium ion transmembrane transporter activity. Gene Ontology annotation, cellular component: plasma membrane. The coding region runs from base 1 to 1983 and encodes 660 amino acids. NCBI's taxonomy places the organism in Eukaryota, Fungi, Ascomycota, Eurotiomycetes, Eurotiales, Aspergillaceae. Gene Ontology annotation, biological process: potassium ion import across plasma membrane; intracellular potassium ion homeostasis. The transcript has 7 exons. The record is from RefSeq and is a predicted model, not a curated record.